This is a messenger RNA of Corticium candelabrum, 959 nucleotides long. RefSeq lists its product as uncharacterized. The transcript is spliced from 6 exons. Bases 1 to 795 code for a protein of 264 amino acids. Gene Ontology annotation, biological process: proteolysis. Lineage: Eukaryota; Metazoa; Porifera; Homoscleromorpha; Homosclerophorida; Plakinidae. The record is from RefSeq and is a predicted model, not a curated record. Gene Ontology annotation, molecular function: aspartic-type endopeptidase activity.
AUGUUAGACUCGGGAUCUUCCGUUUCUGUAUUUCAAAAAGAUUUGCUUUCAAAGAUAUCAAAAUUUGUGAAGAUACGGCCUAUUUUACAACGGCGACUUUUGACAGCUUCUGGAGAUGAGAUUCCUAUUCGAGACUAUGUUUUUGUUGUGGUGCAGCCGGACAAAGAGAGAAUAAGCCACGACUUUGUGGUUGUUGAUAAGCUCAUUGUUCCAAUGAUUGUUGGUGUUGACUUUUUGUGGGGAAAUGUUUUAACUCUUGACUUCUCAUCAACACCUCUCAAGAUCAAAGAUAUGUUAGCACACGGCAUCAUAGAAGAAAGCAUUAGUUCAUGGAUGGCAGCAGCAGUAUUUGUGAAAAAGAAAUCAGUGUUGGGUGGGGAGCUGGAUCUGGGAGGAGAAGACCCAAGGCACUAUAUGGGAAACAUCACGUAUACGAACAUUACAAAAGAGGGAUAUUGGCAGUUUACACUGACAAGAUCCAUAGGAAUGAUGGUUGUCUCAGUUUGCUGUCCAGCACAACAUUUCUCUAGGAUUGCUGUUGGUGGAAAAGGAGAAUUCUGUGGUAGCAACUGCCAAUCUAUUGCUGACACUGGGACGUCUCUUAUUGUUGGUCCGACCACAGAUCAUCAUUUUGCAACAAUAAAAUCAAAGGAUGCUACUCUGUGUCUAAGUGGAUUCCAAGGAAUGGAUCUUCCAGCAGGAGAACUGUGGAUUUUGGGUGAUGUCUUCAUUAGCCAGUACUACACCAUACUUGAUCUUGACAACAAGAGAGUCGGAUUUGCCGAUUCAAAGUGAACUGUAGAUGUAAUGAGUAGAAAUUUGUGCAUCCAGAUUAAUGUCUUAGUGGGAGUGAGUGGAUGCGGUGUGCUAUUUGUUGGGUACGUAUCUCAGUGAGGUUGUCAUGUUCAAUACAUGGAUGUAUAUUACAAAUAAUCAGAAACAGAAUUGUGUAUCAUUCA